This is a messenger RNA of Penicillium argentinense, 3099 nucleotides long. RefSeq lists its product as uncharacterized. The transcript has 5 exons. NCBI's taxonomy places the organism in Eukaryota, Fungi, Ascomycota, Eurotiomycetes, Eurotiales, Aspergillaceae. Gene Ontology annotation, biological process: glycoprotein catabolic process; carbohydrate metabolic process. The record is from RefSeq and is a predicted model, not a curated record. The coding region runs from base 1 to 3099 and encodes 1032 amino acids. Gene Ontology annotation, molecular function: beta-mannosidase activity.
AUGCAGAUCGUCGCCUUUUCCCGCCACGCAGGCCCAAAUUUGGGGAUUGAUUGCUUCAUUCCCCGAGAAAUGCCCCCUGCCCGCUACUCGACGCUGCUACCGUUGCGUCCUCCCCCGCUCGAGGCCCCGUCUCCUAGCCUGGCCAGAUUAAUCCCAUCCAUCUCCGACACCCACGCCCGCAACGAAUGGCAAGCGAGCCCGUUCCCGUCUAGGCACGGCCUCCUGCUCGCUAUCGGUGUCACCAUGCAUUCGUGGAAGAAGUUUGCGCUAGCUUUGCUGCCCACGACGGCGCCAGCUGUGCUAGGACAGCAUGUCGUGGACCUCAGCGGCGAUGGCUGGACUGUCUCGAGUAAGGCGCUGAAUAUUUCGGUGCCGGGGCGACUACCCUCACAGGCUCAUUUGGAUCUCUAUGCGGCAAAGGCCAUCGAUGACCCAUACUACGGCCUGAACGACUUCAAUCUCCGUUGGAUUGUAAACAACAACUGGACAUACACCAGCGACCCUAUCCAAGGGCUGUCAGUCAUCCCCACCACCCUCUUACCUUCUGGAUAUCAAUUGACUCUAGACAGAUCUUUGAGUUCAAAGACAUCUUUCCUCGUCUUCAAUGGACUCGACACUUUCACGACCAUUGAGGUUUGCGGGCAGGUCGUCGGAACAACAGAUAACCAGUUCCGCCAGUAUACCUUUGAUAUUUCCAACGCCCUCGGCAACUGCAAAGGGGAUCCCUACCUCGCCUUGCACUUUGGCAGCGCCCCUGAGAUCGUCAAUAAAAUUGCCGAAGAUCCCAAUUCUCAAACAUGGCCCUAUGGCCCACAGCAGAUCUACGAAUUCCCGAAUCGCUGGUUCAUGCGCAAAGAGCAGUCCGAUUUCGGAUGGGAUUGGGGCCCAGCCUUCGCGCCGGUCGGACCAUGGCAGAAGGCCUACCUCGUACAGUUUGACGAUGAAGAGAGCGUCUACGUGCUAAACACCGAUCUGGAUAUCUUCCGCAAGGGCCAAAUCAACCACCUGGCUCCCGACCAAAGCCAGCCCUGGGUCGUCAAUGCAAGCAUUGACUUCCUCGGAUCUCUUCCGGAUCAGUCAUCUAUGGCCAUUGAGAUCAAGGACGUCGAAUCAGGCAAGAUACUCAAGUCCGGUCCGCUCGAGAAUGGGUCUGUCUCCGGACAGACCAUCACUGGGUCUAUCACGGUUGACGCCGACGCGCCGAAACUCUGGUGGCCGAACGGCCUGGGCAAGCAGAACUUGUACACUGCCUCUAUCAAAAUCCAGAGCAAGGACGAGAAGAGUCUCGCAAGUGUGACCAAGCGCACUGGCUUCCGUACAAUCUUCCUUAAUAGGCUCAAUAUCACCGAGGAGCAACUGGCGCAGGGUAUUGCACCGGGCGCAAACUGGCACUUCGAAGUCAACGGCCAGGAAUUCUAUGCCAAGGGCUCGAACUUCAUUCCUCCCGAUGCUUUCUGGCCCCGAGUCACCGAGGACAAGAUGGAGCGGCUAUUCAAUGCCGUCGUAGCUGGAAACCAGAACAUGCUUCGUGUCUGGGCCUCUGGCGCGUAUCUUCCUGACUUCAUCUAUGACAUUGCAGACGAGCGUGGUGUUCUUCUCUGGAGCGAGUUCCAGUUCAGCGAUGCAAUGUACCCAACGGACCAGCCCUUCCUGGACAAUGUCGCACAGGAAGUCAUCUACAAUGUGCGACGCGUGAACCAUCACCCAUCGUUAGCUUUGUGGGCUGGCGGAAACGAAAUCGAGAGUCUCGAGCUGCCCCUUAUUAAGCAAGCGGAUCCCAAGCAUUAUUCCCACUGGGUGGGUGAGUACGAGAAGCUCUACAUCAGCCUGAUCCUGCCGCUGGUGUAUGAGAACUCGCGCUCAAUUUCCUACAUGCCCAGCAGCACCAACAACGGCUUCCUUUGGGUCAACAUGUCUGCGCCCGUCCCCAUGGCUGAGCGUUACGACAACACCACCAGCGGAUCCUACUACUCGGAUACCGACCACUACAACUACGACAGCAGAGUGGCCUUCGACUACAGAAGCUACCCGGUUGGUCGUUUCGCAAACGAAUUUGGCUACCACAGUAUGCCCAGCCUGCAAACCUGGAAGCAAGCAGUCGACGACGACGAGCUCCAAUUCAACAGCAGCACGGUUGUUCUCCGAAACCACCACUAUCCACCAGGCAAUACAGACACACACAACUUCCGGAACGCGUCAAUGGGCAUGGGCGAGAUGACCAUGGCAGUCGAGCGCUACUACCCAAUCCCGAACAAGCACGACUCCAUCGCCAACUUCAGCGCCUGGUGCGACGCAACCCAGAUGUUCCAGGCCGACAUGUACAAGGCGCAGAUUCAAUUCUACCGUCGUGGUAGCGGUAUGCCCGAGCGCCAGCUCGGCUCUCUGUACUGGCAGCUCGAGGAUAUCUGGCAAGCGCCCACCUGGGCUGGAAUCGAGUAUGAUGGCCGCUGGAAGAAGCUUCACUACAUGGCUCGUGAUAUCUACAAGCCUGUCAUCAUUUCGCCGUUCUGGAACUCUACCACCGGUGACCUCUCUGUGUAUGUCACGUCGGAUCUGUGGGAUACUGCUCGCGGCACGGUCAACCUUACUUGGGUGGAUCUAUCUGGCAAGCCUAUUGCUGGUAAUGCCGGCACGCCCCAGACUCAUCGCUUCACUGUCGGUGGAUUGAAUACCACUCAUAUUUAUUCGACAAAGUUGUCUGCUCUGUCACUGACUGACAAGUCAGAUGCCGUUUUGGUGCUGUCUAUGAAUGCCCGCGGUCGUCUGCCUAACUCUGACAGUUCGUCGGUCUAUACCUUCACUCACCGCAACCAAUUCACCCCUGUCUUUCCCAACAAGCUUUCUCUUAAGGAUCCGAAGGUCGAGAUCUCGCUUAAUGAGAAGAAUAGUACUUUUACGGUGGAGGCUAAGAAUGGUGUCUCGCUUUAUACCUGGCUGGAUUACCCAGCUGGUGUCGUUGGGUACUUUGAUGAGAACUCUUUCACCCUUCUCCCUGGUGAGAAGAAGACUGUUGGAUUCACUUUGCAGAAAGAUGAGACUGGUGGAAAGUGGUCCCAGGGUGUUACUGUUCGCAGUCUGUGGGAUCUUACCACGGAUUGA